Molecule: messenger RNA, 579 nt
Organism: Athalia rosae (coleseed sawfly)
Lineage: Eukaryota; Metazoa; Arthropoda; Insecta; Hymenoptera; Athaliidae
Gene: RpS27A
Product: ubiquitin-40S ribosomal protein S27a
Exons: 4
Coding region: 53-523 (156 amino acids)
Biological process (GO): modification-dependent protein catabolic process; translation; protein ubiquitination
Cellular component (GO): cytoplasm; nucleus; ribosome
Molecular function (GO): ubiquitin protein ligase binding; protein tag activity; structural constituent of ribosome
Source: RefSeq, a predicted model, not a curated record
UCUGUUCGGGCAUGGUUGGCUGUAGCUAGUCUAGAGCGCAACUGGCUUUAUCAUGCAGAUAUUUGUGAAAACCUUAACUGGAAAGACGAUCACGUUGGAGGUUGAAGCCUCCGACACGAUCGAAAAUGUCAAGGCUAAAAUCCAGGAUAAAGAAGGGAUUCCCCCUGAUCAACAACGGUUGAUUUUUGCCGGCAAGCAACUUGAGGAUGGAAGAACUCUUUCCGAUUACAACAUCCAGAAAGAAUCCACGCUUCAUUUGGUGCUUCGCCUUCGUGGUGGAGCCAAGAAGCGCAAGAAGAAGAAUUACUCCACCCCAAAGAAAAUCAAGCAUAAGAAGAAGAAGGUCAAGCUUGCUGUACUCAAGUUUUACAAGGUUGACGAGAAUGGUAAAAUUCAUCGUCUGAGGCGAGAAUGCCCAUCGGAACAGUGUGGUGCCGGAGUCUUCAUGGCUGCUAUGGAGGACAGGCAUUACUGUGGAAAAUGUGGCUACACUCUCGUCUUUAACAAGCCCGAAGACAAAUAAAUCUUAUGUCUUAUCAUGUACCCAUAACAUCUAAAUAAAGAAAAUUUUUAAACUGA